Messenger RNA from Pseudomyrmex gracilis, 2865 nucleotides. RefSeq names its product COP9 signalosome complex subunit 4 (gene CSN4). The transcript has 10 exons. Gene Ontology annotation, cellular component: COP9 signalosome; cytosol. Bases 533 to 1789 code for a protein of 418 amino acids. The record is from RefSeq and is a predicted model, not a curated record. NCBI's taxonomy places the organism in Eukaryota, Metazoa, Arthropoda, Insecta, Hymenoptera, Formicidae.
CAUCGCGUCCAAUUAAGUUGUACGUUCCAAGUUUCGAAUUUCAUUCAAGUUUUAAGUUUCAAGGUUUCAAUAGAUCUACAGCUGUAGGUGGAGACUCCCCAAACCACCAUCUGUCGGUGGAGUCUAUCAUCGCGAUGAUCUAAAAACCAGUAAGGGUGCGAUCCCACUGCACUGGGAUAUGUGUUAACGCGUAUAUCUCGUGACCAAUCAAAGACGCACACACCUCUCUCGAUCCGUGUGCAAUCAGAAGCGUACUGCGACUUUUUUGUAAACACAGACGUGAAAGAAAAUAGGUGGAAGAUUGUGAUCACGUUUUGUUGUGAAAAAUAAGAAAUAUCAUUAAAAUUGCAAUUUAAUUAAUUUGAUUUUAUUCGCGGUUCGAGUCCUCGCUGUUCAAUUGGCCGUUCUUAAUAGUUUGGUACUUUAUUGCGACACUAGAGAAAAAGCGCCAUCGUCAAAGCAACACCGUCUCGCGGGUAGUCGGCAACAAUAACAACAGUAUAGUUAGAUAGACAGUAGCAGAUAGUGGUACAUGAAGUUAUUGCGAAAAAAGAUGGUGGUGACAGUGGCAUCCGUGCGACAACAACUCAGCAAUUUAGCGCAUUCCGGCGGUUCUCACAAGGACCAGGCCGAGAAAUAUCGUUCAACUUUGGACAUGAUAUUGUUGUCUUCCGGUGAGGAGCUAGUUGAUGCCUUGAAAACGUUUAUCGAAGCAAUUGUAAAUGAAAAUGUGAGCUUAGUAAUUUCAAGACAAGUUCUGACCGAUGUCAGCAGCCGCUUACUAUUUUUACCUGACGAAAUAUCCAUGGCUGUUUCACAUUAUACACUGGAUAAGGUUCAGCCACGUGUGAUUUCCUUUGAAGAACAAGUAGCUAGUAUAAGGCAACAUUUGGCUGAUAUUUACGAGCGCAAUCAGAAUUGGCGGGAAGCUGCAAAUGUUUUAGUUGGCAUACCACUGGAAACGGGACAAAAGCAAUACACCACCGAUUACAAAUUGGAGACUUACCUUAAAAUCGCCAGAUUAUAUCUAGAAGAUGACGACCCGGUACAAGCUGAAGCGUUUAUUAACCGAGCGUCUCUUUUGCAGGCGGAGUCUAAGAACGAGCAGUUACAAAUUUACUACAAAGUGUGCUACGCAAGGGUAUUAGAUUACAGAAGAAAAUUCAUAGAAGCAGCUCAGAGAUACAAUGAAUUAUCGUAUAGGUCUAUUAUUCACGAAGACGAGCGCAUGACUGCUCUUAGAAACGCGUUGAUUUGCACAGUACUGGCUUCAGCAGGACAGCAGAGAAGUCGGAUGCUGGCGACUUUGUUCAAGGAUGAACGUUGCCAGCAACUACCCGCUUAUUCAAUCCUCGAAAAGAUGUAUUUGGAUCGUAUUAUUCGGCGUUCCGAACUGCAGGAAUUCGAAGCGUUGCUUCAACCACAUCAGAAAGCGUGCACCAUCGACGGACUGGGCUCGACCAUACUCGACCGUGCCGUAAUCGAGCACAACUUGUUAUCGGCUAGUAAAUUAUAUAACAAUAUCUCGUUUGAGGAACUAGGCGCGCUGUUGGACAUUCCGCCCACUAAAGCGGAAAAAAUCGCCAGCCAGAUGAUCACCGAGAGCCGAAUGAACGGAUACAUAGAUCAGAUCGAUUCCAUAGUACAUUUCGAAACACGCGAAACCUUACCGACGUGGGACAAACAGAUACAGUCUCUGUGUUACCAAGUGAAUCAAAUAAUCGAAAAGAUAGCUCAAACGGAGCCAGAAUGGAUCGCGAAAGCAAUGGAAGAUCAAAUGGUGCAUUAAAGGACCAUUUGGUGAACUCUACUUAUUUUACCUUUUAAAUGCGUACACACAACACCAUACACACACGUGCAUACACACAAACACACACAAACACACAUACAGAGUGCCUAUUCAAUAAAAUGUCCUGAGAAUUCUUUCGUUUUCGAUUUAUCUUUAAAUUCUCCUUGUGAAAGAAGAAAAACAAUUUUUUCUAAGAAUUCCAGGCAGUAGACACUCUGAUGUGGCGUCCGCAAGACCCUGUGAUGCCAACAUUUCUUAAUGCUUAUUUUAAAAAUAGAAAAAAAAAAAAUCGAUACAAAUUCAUCAUCACAUUGACACAUAAAUAAGCGUGUUUAUUGACGAAAGAAUCCAUUAAAAAAUUGAUAAAAAAAAAUUUAGAUAAAAAUUGUAGAUGAGGAAAAAUCCAAUGUAAGUUCUUGUAAAUAAAUCGCAUUCAUACUUCGUAUAUAUAAAUGUUUCCUUAUUAAAAAACCUCUAAUCUGAUAUAGUUGAAGAGAAUAAAAGUCACUCUUACAUAUCUCACAAACAAAAUAUACUUAUUAUUUUUCUAUAUAAAACAAAGUAGUGGAAUUACAUGUGACUGUCUUUUGAAAAUAUAAACCAGUGGUCGUAUAAAUUUGUUUUGGCGAUAAAAUGUAAAAAGUCUAUAUAAAAAAACAAAUUCACACUGUAUUGCAUUGGGUAGUGUCUGAAAUAUGAGAGUAAUUUGUGAGUCAACCAAAACUGGCAGUUUUUUUUUUUUUUUACACAAGGAGCAGACGAGGAAAAUAUCUGCUUCUUACGGAUAAUUCUUAAGUGAGAGAAUAACUACCUAUAGGUUUCGAUAAUUUGUAUACGCGUAAUUGCAUUACUAUUUGACGUUUGAAUUAGAAGGCAUCGUACUUUUAUAUGGUAAAUAUGUGACAGUACUCUAUAAAUCAGAGAGAAACAUAUAUCUAUUGUAAUCGCGUUAACACUACGUACGGAUUGCAUAUAUUCGCACAUCAUUCUAACCUGGUCCAACCCAGCAGAACAAAUUGAGAUUCGUAGUUCGCAAUAUAUUCCGCAAUGCUGAAUUAAAAAACAAGUUUUUCUUU